This is a messenger RNA of Rattus norvegicus (Norway rat), 4352 nucleotides long. RefSeq names its product SAM and HD domain containing deoxynucleoside triphosphate triphosphohydrolase 1 (gene Samhd1). The record is from RefSeq and is a predicted model, not a curated record. Gene Ontology annotation, biological process: dATP catabolic process; deoxyribonucleotide catabolic process; somatic hypermutation of immunoglobulin genes. Gene Ontology annotation, cellular component: nucleoplasm; nucleus; tetraspanin-enriched microdomain. Lineage: Eukaryota; Metazoa; Chordata; Mammalia; Rodentia; Muridae. Gene Ontology annotation, molecular function: dGTP binding; zinc ion binding; RNA binding.
CUGCGCAGUAGGCCCAGAGGCUUAUAAAACUGAAUGGACUCGCCUUCGGGGCUGCAGAGUCAGUGCGGCUGCGCGCCAAGCGGGUGCCGCGGUACUUGACUUAGCAGCGCCGGGUGUCGGAGGUAGCCAUGCAGAGACCAGACUCGGAGCAACCUGCUAAGCGGUCCCGCUGCGAUGGCAGCCCAAGGACGCCACCGAGCACCCGUCCUGCAGCAGCGAACGAGUCUGCAGAUCCCGAAAGCAGCGACCUCCGAACCUGGGGUCCCGAGGACGUGUGCUCCUUCUUAGAGAAACGUGGUUUCCGAGAGAAAAAAGUGCUGGACAUCUUCAGAGAAAAUAAAAUCAGUGGUUCAUUUCUGCCCUUUUUGGAUGAGAAUCUUCUCGAAAGUCUGGGAGUAAGUUCCUUGGAGCAGAGGAAGAAGAUGAUAGAAUGUAUCCAGAAGCUGAAUCAGUCUCGGAUUGAUCUAAUGAAGGUAUUUAACGAUCCUAUUCAUGGCCAUAUUGAAUUCCACCCCCUCCUCAUCCGAAUCAUUGACACACCUCAGUUCCAGCGGCUUCGCUACAUCAAGCAGCUGGGAGGCGGUUACUACGUCUUCCCUGGCGCGUCACACAAUCGGUUUGAACACAGUCUCGGAGUGGGGUACCUAGCAGGCUGCCUCGUGCGAGCGCUUGCCGAAAAACAGCCAGAGCUGCAGAUCAGUGAACGAGAUAUGCUCUGUGUUCAGAUCGCGGGGCUCUGCCAUGACCUUGGUCAUGGGCCAUUCUCCCAUAUGUUUGAUGGAAGAUUUAUUCCACUUGCUCGCCCAGACAUAAAGUGGAGGCAUGAACAGGGCUCAGUUGAGAUGUUUGAGCAUCUGGUUAACUCCAAUGAACUCAAACUUGUCAUGAAGAACUAUGGUCUCGUCCCUGAAGAAGACAUUACCUUUAUCAAGGAACAAAUUAUGGGACCACCUGUAUCACCAGUCAAAGACUGCUUGUGGCCGUAUAAGGGGCGCCCCGCCAAGAAGAGCUUCCUGUACGAGAUAGUGGCUAACAAAAGAAAUGGCAUUGAUGUGGACAAAUGGGACUAUUUUGCCAGAGACUGUCACCAUCUUGGAAUCCAAAAUAAUUUUGAUUACAAGCGCUUCAUUAAGUUUGCCCGUAUCUGUGAAGUGGACGACGAGACCCGGGCACAUAAGGUGAAGCACAUUUGUACCAGAGAAAAGGAGGUUGGAAACCUGUACGACAUGUUCCACACACGCAACUGCUUACACCGCAGAGCUUAUCAGCACAAAAUCGGCAACCUCAUCGAUAUAAUGAUUACCGAAGCUUUCCUCAAAGCAGACCCCCACGUGGAGAUUACCGGGACCGAAGGGAAGAAGUUUCGAAUUUCCACAGCCAUUCAUGACAUGGAAGCCUUCAGUAAGCUGACAGAUAACAUCUUUCUGGAGAUUUUAUACUCCACGGAUCCACAGUUGUCUGAGGCCCGGAAUAUUUUAAGGAACAUUGAAUGCCGUAAUCUGUACAAGUAUUUGGGUGAGACCCAGCCGAAGCGUGAGAAGAUUAAAAAGGCAGAGUAUGACAAGCUUGCCCAAGAAGUUGCUAAUGCCAAACCUGAAAUUGCCCCGGAUGUUGAACUAAAGGCUGAAGAUUUCAUCGUUGAUGUUAUCAAUAUGGAUUACGGGAUGGAAGACAAGAACCCAAUUGAUAAUGUUCACUUCUAUUGUAAGAGUGACAGCAGGCAAGCGGUCACGAUCACUAAAGACCAGGUGUCCCAACUGCUGCCACAGAAAUUCGCAGAGCAGCUCAUCCGCGUGUACUAUAAGAAGAAGGACAAGAAGAGCUUGGACGCCGCCGGGAAGCACUUCAUUCAGUGGUGUGCGCUCAGGGACUUCACCAAGCCACAGCAAUUUGGGGCUCAGCUGGUAACAGCACUGGCUACUCUUCCAGAGGACCCUGGUUCAAUUCCCAGCAACCAGCAGCCACAUGCGGCUCGCAACCAACUGUAACUCCAGUUCCAGAGGACCUGAUGCCCUCUUCUGGCCUCCGAUGGUGACAUUAUAGCGCCUCUCAUAACGCCUCUGAAAUGGAAUAAAAAGACUUCAUCUUGCAUCGAAGAAGUAUCCAAAGUAAAAACGUGUCUCAAGUUUUAAGGGAAUGUCUACAGUUAGUUCUUUUCAAAAUCCUCUUUGCCUCUUCACAAUUAAGUUUGGAAACAGAAUCAGAGGCCACCUGUGAUUUUUACUUAGUAUCUUGAAUGUACGCUCAUGUUGGGGGUUGGGGGGAGGUCGUUUUUUAUUCUCAACAAAAAAUGGUAAUAUUAACAAAUGUUCCCUAUCUGUCCUGUGGUGAUUUGAAUAAGAAUGGCCCCAGAAGCUCAUGAUUCAAUGCUUAGUCACCGGGGAGUGCAACUGUUUGAAAGGAUUACAAGGAUCAGAACGUGUAGCCUUGUUGGAGGAGGUGUGUCACCGGAGGUGUGCUUUGAGGUUUCAGAAACCCAUGCCAGAUCCAGUGUGUCUCUGUCUGUGUCUCUGUGUGUGUGUCUUUCUCUGUGUCUCUGUGUGUCUCUCUCUAUGUGUCUCUGGCUCUCUCUGUGUGUGUCUCUCUCUGUCUCUCUGUGUCUGUCUCUGUCUCUGUGUCUUUCUCUGUCUCUCUGUGUCUGUGUCUGUCUUUGUCUGUCUGUCUCUGUGUCUCUGUCUCUCUCUGUCUCUCUGUGUCUGUCUCUGUCUUUGUCUUUCUGUCUGUCUCUAUGUCUCUGUCUCUGUGUCUCUGUCUGUGUCUGUCUCUGUCUUUGUCUCUCUGUCUGUCUCUCUGUCUCUCUGUGUCUGUGUCUGUCUUUGUCUCUCUGUAUGUCUCUGUGUCUCUGUCUUUCUUUGUUUCUCUCUCUCUCUCUCCCUCUCUUUCUCUCUCUCUCUCUCUCUCUGCCUGUUGAUCAUCUACUACACCAGCACUGUGUUCCCCACCACGAUGAUUAUGAUGGACUAACCCUCAUCUGUAAGCUAUAAGCACACCCCCAGUUAACUGCUUUCUUUUAUAAGUGUUGCCUUGGUUGUGGUGUCUCUCGAUACAGUAAAACAGUGACUAAGACAGAUACUUUAAAAGCAUUAGCUUGUGUAUUUUUAGGAUUAAUUGAAACCUUUCUCCUUUAGCUACCUGUUUUCUCAGAAUAACUCUCCCAUCGAUUCUGAGCUCUUGGGACAAAUGAUUGUCUUUUGUUUUUAAUUCAGAAAUUGAGACAAGGGAACAAACUAGAAUUCAAAAUUGAAAUUGUGUUGCACUGUGUGGUUAAAGAAAUAAACAAUCCUAGACCUGCUGAAGAGGUGCCCCGCACCCUGCUCCUCCCCAGCGCCCACUCCCUUCCGUGCUUCGGGAGCAUUGGGAGCCGCUCCUUCCUCAGAGGAGCUGACCUCAGCUGCGUCCCUGUCUUUAUGGUCCAACUCCCCCUGCCCCCUGCUUUAGGAGGGGCUAGGUUCAGAGGGCAUCUCACAGCAGGCUGCUCCCCAGUCUGUUGUGAGUGACUCCAGACAAGACUGCACUCCAGCUCCAAGGGACUCGCCACUUGCCAGCCUAGAGACGGGCCUUCGUCCACCUCUUCUGAGCUGAACUGAUCAGCUGCUCAGAGACCACAGACCCCACCUUCUGGCUGCUCUCUCCUGGAACCACCGAGGCUUCAGUGUGUUUAUGGGUUUCAGAACAUUCUGGACUGCCUUUGCGAGCUUAGUGACUGUGCAGUGAGUCUUGGGUUCCCUGUGUAACUUGCUGGUCCUACUCGUGCGAAGCUGCCAUGCUUCUCCCUGCAGCCCCCCUCACCUCCAACUUUGCACAGCUUUACCGGCAACUGAAUUGAAUUGGAGCCAAGGGUGGUUGCCAGGAACGCUGAAGAUUCGGACACUGGGGACAGAGGCAAGAGCGGCAGGUAACAUCUUAGUGACGUUCUCCUGGGUGAACAGUCCUGGGCUGCCUUUCUCUGGGUAGCCACGUUCUGUCUUGUCCACUUGUGGGUGAAGCGUAUUUGGUGUGUCUGCCCCUAUGGGGUCAUAAGUGCACAAGGGAGGUGCUAGCUCUUCCCCACUAGCCAAGGUGCCUCUGUAACUCCAGGAGACAGCCAGACUCCCCUCUCCUUCGUGUGCCCAGACUCGAGGUUAAGGAUUGCAUAGUUUUCUGUGAAUGUCGUUUUAUUUUUGUCAAUCUAUAUUUUUUUAAUCAUUGUGGUUUAUUCUGGAAUUUUGUAGCCCUAAUUUUGUACUGUGGGAUGCGGGAAACAAUUCUGAGCCCUUUCCUGCACCAGGCAGCUGUACUCUAUGCCUUUGAUGCUGUUUUCCUUGUGAGCACCGGUGUCAUUUACAAGACUGCAUAAAGAAGCAGAGAUUUAA